Molecule: messenger RNA, 807 nt
Organism: Alternaria ventricosa
Lineage: Eukaryota; Fungi; Ascomycota; Dothideomycetes; Pleosporales; Pleosporaceae
Exons: 2
Coding region: 1-807 (268 amino acids)
Biological process (GO): nucleobase-containing compound metabolic process
Cellular component (GO): cytoplasm; mitochondrion
Molecular function (GO): AMP kinase activity; ATP binding
Source: RefSeq, a predicted model, not a curated record
AUGACUGUCCAAAGGUUGUCCAAGGCCGCCAGGAUCAUACUGGUCGGCGCGCCUGGCGUCGGGAAGGGAACUCAGACGGAGCGCAUGAUGAAAAAAUUCCCUGAGCUCUCGUCAAUCAGCUCUGGCGAUUUGCUGAGGAAGAAUGUUCGGGAGCGGACACCUCUCGGCAUACACGCCGAAUCCACGAUGAAGGCUGGCAAACUAGUACCCGACGCCAUGAUCCUGCGCCUCAUCGUCAACGAACUCACGAACCGCGGUUGGAUACGAGACAACGCUUUGCGGCCAUAUGCGCUCAACUUCAGCUCCAUGGACGUGCCAGAGACGACGGUAGAUGCAGUCAUGAUCCCCUCGGCGGUACGGGCUCCCCGCUACACCUUCUCCAACAGGCCGUCGGCUUCAUUCAUACUCGACGGUUUCCCCAGAACCGCCGUUCAAGCGAUCCAACUCGACAACAUCGUACCUAUCAACAUGGUUGUCAACCUCAACACCCCGAGUGACAUAAUCAUCGAUCGCAUAUGCAACCGCUGGGUGCACGAGGCAUCGGGACGUGUCUACAAUACGACAUUCAAUGCGCCAAAGGUGGAUGGCAAGGAUGAUAUCACGGGCGAGCCGCUGACACAAAGAGCGGAUGAUGACCCAGAGGUGUGGAAGGCGCGGCUGAAAAAUUUCAAGGAACAUAGUGAGCCUCUGCUGGAGCAUUACGACAAGCUUGGCGUGCUCUGGACGGUCAACGGGAACAGCAGCGACGAAAUUACCCCGCAGCUUUUUGAAGAGUUCAGCAAGCGCUUCGGCGCCCAUGACGAUUGA